AUGUCAAUGAAGGAAGAUUACUACGACUAUCUGUUUAAAAGUAAAACGUGCAUACAUGGAACUAUACUUGUUCUUAUAGGAGAUUCCGGCGUGGGGAAAUCAAACUUACUCUCCAGAUUCACGAGAGAUGAAUUUAACCUAGAAAGUAAAAGCACCAUAGGUGUAGAAUUCGCGACAAAAAGCAUUCAGUUAAAAAAUAAUAAAAUAAUAAAAGCACAGAUAUGGGACACAGCUGGGCAGGAGAGAUAUAGAGCCAUCACCUCAGCGUAUUAUCGAGGGGCAGUUGGGGCCUUGCUUGUGUACGACAUAACAAAAAAAAACUCAUUCGAAAAUAUUGAAAAGUGGCUGAAGGAGUUACGAGAUAAUGCUGAUUCUAACAUUGUUAUCCUGCUGGUUGGUAACAAAAGUGACUUAAAACAUUUACGUGUAAUAAACGAUAAUGAAGCAACUCAGUUUGCAAAGAAAGAAAAAUUGGCCUUCAUAGAGACCUCUGCUCUGGAAGCCACCAACGUGGAACUAGCAUUUCACCAGUUACUGAAUGAAAUUUAUAACGUGCGACAGAAAAAACAAGGGACAAAAAAUGAAGACAGCAUGUCCAUCCAACCUCGCGGGAAAAAAAUAAAUGUGGACGACGAUAAUGACGAGAAUGAUUCAAAGAAAAAAUCCAAGUGUUGUUAA
Molecule: messenger RNA, 678 nt
Organism: Plasmodium fragile
Lineage: Eukaryota; Apicomplexa; Aconoidasida; Haemosporida; Plasmodiidae
Exons: 5
Coding region: 1-678 (225 amino acids)
Cellular component (GO): endosome
Molecular function (GO): GTPase activity; GTP binding
Source: RefSeq, a predicted model, not a curated record